AUGAAGCUCCCUCCACCAGAGAUCAUGGCGGCAUGGCCAACGCCGAAUUAUAUCGACCCAGUGACCCGUGGCCACGGUGUGCUCUAUGUGAAUAUCGUUUUUACUUCACUGGCAUUGCUCGUGGUGGCUCUUCGGCUGUACACCCGGCUCCGGAUCACAUGCAGUGCCGGCGUGGACGAUAUCUUGAUCGUGAUCGGUCUCGGCUUCGCCAUUGCCAUGAUCGCCGUGACGUCUCUCGCGACGGAAAGCUGGGGAUGGAACCGUCAUGUGUGGGACGUACCACCGACUUGGCUACCCACGGUCCAAAAGCUCAACAUCGUCUUCCAGAUUAUGUUCUCAUGGGCUUCUAGCGUCACCAAGGUCUCCCUCUUGUGGUUCUGUCGUCGACUGCUCGGUGCCGGCAAGGGAAAUUUUGCGUGGUAUAACUGGGCGUUUAUCGGGUCCAUGGCGAUUGUCGCUCUCACAUGCGGGCUAUUUACCAUUGUCAGCAUUUUCCAAUGCUUACCCGUCAAGGCGUACUGGACGGUCAAUCCAACUUAUCCUCACAAAUGUCUUGACGAAGGCAGACUUCUCUUCGCCGCCAGUGUCAUCAAUAUCUUUACCGACUUUCUCGCCACGGCGAUCCCCAUGCCGCUCAUCUGGAGUCUCAAGUUGCCUACUCGGCAGCGUCUCGCAGUCAUCUCUAUUUUCAGUCUCGGCAUCAUGGUCAACGUGGCCGGAUCCUUCCGCACAGCGUAUGUUUGGCAAAGUAUGGUUGUCGGUUAUGAUCGGACAUGGCUCAGUUGGCCCAUCCUCGUCGCUGCAUCGGUGGAAAUCAACCUUGGACUGAUCUGCUCCUCUGCGCCCGCCCUCCGCCCUCUCGUCGCAGCAUUCCUCCCUCGUCUCCUCAACUCGACCCGCUACUACAGCACCACCAACGAACGCAGUCGAUCCCAAAAACCCUGGACUGCAAACCCUCGGUCUCAACCAACCUACGCAAGCAGGAACCUUCCCUCUCAAAACGCCGACUUUGACAACGACCGUUUCGAAAUCAUGCGCACCGUCGAGAUGGAGACGUACUCCGAAUCACGUCUUCCACAUCACGAGAGCAUGGGCCAUACAUUUGACAUUGGAAGUGACGGACGAGCUGGAUCCCCAACGAGUAUUGAGCUCAAAAACGGCGCCACGGUGUUCUCAGCGGCUGCGAGUGACAAGUCUUCUAUUUCUUUAACGCGUGAUGAAGCUUUUUAUGGGAGAGGAUGA
This is a messenger RNA of Penicillium diatomitis, 1242 nucleotides long. RefSeq lists its product as uncharacterized. The coding region runs from base 1 to 1242 and encodes 413 amino acids. The record is from RefSeq and is a predicted model, not a curated record. The transcript is spliced from 3 exons. Lineage: Eukaryota; Fungi; Ascomycota; Eurotiomycetes; Eurotiales; Aspergillaceae.